This is a messenger RNA of Puccinia graminis f. sp. tritici CRL 75-36-700-3, 823 nucleotides long. RefSeq lists its product as uncharacterized. The transcript is spliced from 5 exons. The record is from RefSeq and is a predicted model, not a curated record. NCBI's taxonomy places the organism in Eukaryota, Fungi, Basidiomycota, Pucciniomycetes, Pucciniales, Pucciniaceae. Bases 182 to 823 code for a protein of 213 amino acids.
AACAUUUCAAAAUUCAAUCUUUUUCUGCUAACCAAGGUUAUCCAAGCCUUUAAAAAUUUUCAGAACUCAAAUCUGUGAUAGAAUUAAUUUACAUACAUACCCAAAGCUUUCCUGAGCCCAAAUUGUUUCCUAAACAAAAAGUUUUCCAACACAUACUCAUCCCAAAAUACACACUUACAACAUGCUUUCCCAAUACAUAGUUAUUAGUGUUUGGUAUAUCUCUGCUGUGUAUGGCAUGUAUCCUCAUGCAGCUAGUGGCAUGAAGAGAGUUGGAAGAGAGGCCAUUUAUGCGGGUCAAGAUGAUGUAUCUGGGAUGGCUAGGGAAGAUCCAACAAUGAUCUAUGGGAGACCGGUUAAGAAAACUGGACAUGCAACCACUUCAACCUCCCAGGAUAGACAAAAAGAAAAUGUAGAUGUUUCCCUGGAAGAGGCUAAAGAAGGAAUCUCAGCCUUGGGCAUGAAGCUGGAAGAAGAAAUGAAAAUAUUUGAAACAAUUGUUGAUUCUAGGAAAAAUAUUAAAGAUGGUCAAGUCAAUAAAUUGGCUGGCUGGGAAUAUUUUUUUGGAUCAAUUGAUCUGCUCUUCAAGCAUGGAAUCAUCAGUCAAAAAUCACUCAAUGAAAAUUUGCGUCAGAUGCAACUUGUGGAUCAAUUAUAUGCUUACAGUAAAAUUUUCUGGGAUGGUAAAUUACUAGAGGUUACACGUCAAGAUGAAAGUUACAUCACUCAGCACUGGUACUUCCCAGCAUUUCAUGAUUCUUUAACCUCUUGUACAAAUUUUUACUUGGGUCCCAAGCUGAUCGUGAAUCAUUUUCAUUUCUCAUAA